UCCUAGGCCUGACAGUUACCUUUCCUGUUUUGUGUUGAAUUAAUUCUCGUCAAGUCGUCACUAUUUGAAUCGAGAGUGGGGCUCGAGUUUGAGUAUAUUGUGUGAACUGUGAAUAUUUACUUACCUACUUAAGUGGUGUAGACGUGGAUUCGUUGUAAAGCCAUUAAUACUCAUAAAAAUGUCAAAAAUAAAGGCUGGACCUGUUGUUGAUGUCCUUGGAGAUGAGAUGACAAGAAUAAUCUGGGAUUUGAUUAAAAAUAAGCUCAUUUUACCUUUCUUAGACAUAGAAUUACAUACAUAUGAUUUGGGAAUGGAGUACCGUGAUCAAACUGAAGACCAGGUAACAAUUGAUUGUGCUAAUGCUAUUAAAAAGUACAAUGUUGGUAUUAAGUGUGCUACCAUCACACCAGAUGAGAAGAGAGUUGAAGAAUUCAAUUUAAAGAAAAUGUGGAAGAGUCCCAAUGGUACCAUUCGUAACAUUCUUGGUGGUACAGUGUUCAGAGAAGCUAUUAUUUGCAAGAACAUCCCACGUCUUGUUACUGGUUGGGAAAAACCAAUUAUUAUUGGACGUCAUGCUCAUGCUGAUCAAUAUAAAGCCACAGAUUUUGUAGUUCCUGGUGAAGGAAAGUUAGAGUUGGUGUUCACACCUCCUUCUGGUGAACCAGUCAAAUAUGUUGUUAAUGAAUUUAAAGGUGCAGGUGUAGCUAUUGGUAUGUUUAACACAGAUGCAUCAAUUAUUGAUUUCGCCCAUUCCUCAUUCAAAUUUGCACUCGCAAGAAAAUAUCCAUUGUACUUGAGCACUAAGAACACAAUUCUCAAGAAAUAUGAUGGUCGCUUUAAAGACAUUUUCCAAGAAAUCUAUGAAAAGGAUUAUAAGUCUCAAUUUGAAGGUGCAGGAAUUUGGUAUGAGCACAGACUCAUUGAUGACAUGGUUGCAUACGCUAUGAAGUCUGAGGGUGGUUUUGUUUGGGCUUGUAAGAACUACGAUGGGGAUGUGCAAUCAGAUUCAGUUGCCCAAGGAUACGGAUCUCUUGGUCUUAUGACUUCAGUACUUAUUUGUCCUGAUGGAAAGACCGUUGAAGCCGAAGCCGCUCAUGGAACUGUUACACGACACUACCGUUUCUAUCAACAAGGAAAAGAAACAUCCACCAAUCCUAUUGCUUCCAUUUUCGCGUGGACCAGAGGUCUAUUGCAUCGCGCCAAGCUAGACGACAAUGCUGAACUGAAAAAUUUUGCUGAAACACUCGAAAGUGUUUGCAUCGACACCAUUGAGUCUGGAAUUAUGACAAAAGAUCUUGCUAUUUGUAUCAAAGGCAUGAACAACGUAAAGAGGUCAGAUUACUACGAAACAUUUGAAUUUAUGGAUAAGUUGGCAGAGAAUUUAGCUAAAAGACUGGGAAAGUGACUAACAAAUGAACAAAAGUUAUGUCAUCUCUAAUGGAAUGAUUUAUUACUUAUACGGGGAUAUAUGGUAUAUUAUUUAAACAGCAUUUAUUUAUUGUAAUCGAUUUUAUAUAACUAAUAAAUGAUCUUUAUUGUCACAAAUCAAA
Molecule: messenger RNA, 1550 nt
Organism: Pieris rapae (cabbage white)
Lineage: Eukaryota; Metazoa; Arthropoda; Insecta; Lepidoptera; Pieridae
Gene: Idh
Product: isocitrate dehydrogenase [NADP] cytoplasmic
Exons: 2
Coding region: 179-1405 (408 amino acids)
Biological process (GO): isocitrate metabolic process
Cellular component (GO): mitochondrion; peroxisome; cytosol
Molecular function (GO): NAD binding; magnesium ion binding; isocitrate dehydrogenase (NADP+) activity
Source: RefSeq, a predicted model, not a curated record